Trematomus bernacchii (emerald rockcod) is the source of this 732-nucleotide messenger RNA. RefSeq names its product cocaine- and amphetamine-regulated transcript protein-like. Gene Ontology annotation, molecular function: neuropeptide hormone activity. The transcript has 3 exons. Gene Ontology annotation, biological process: positive regulation of MAPK cascade; negative regulation of appetite; adult feeding behavior. The coding region runs from base 75 to 398 and encodes 107 amino acids. The record is from RefSeq and is a predicted model, not a curated record. Lineage: Eukaryota; Metazoa; Chordata; Actinopteri; Perciformes; Nototheniidae.
CACAGAUCCACCGCAGACUUCUCACUUUUCUCCCCCGGUAAAGAGAAGGCUGCUCCUGUUUUUGUGUCAGCACCAUGGUCAGCGCUCGGGCUCUCUUCCUCGCGGCCACCUGCUGCUGCGCCUACCUGUGGCUCGCUUGUGCAGAAGACUCCUCCCUGGAGACGCGCUCAUUGGAGUUCCCCCUGAAAACCCAACAGGAGAAAGACCUGAUUGACGCCUUGCAAGAAGUUUUGGUGAAACUGAGAAGCAAAGAGAUGCCCUUAGAGAAAAAACAUGGCUGGCUGCCUUCGUGUGACGCUGGAGAGCCGUGUGCCGUGCGUAAAGGCGCGCGCAUCGGCACGCUAUGCAGCUGCCCCCGGGGGACUUCCUGUAACUUUUAUGUUCUCAAAUGUUUGUAAUGAAAUAAUUCUAAGAAAAAACAGGAGGGAUGUAUUAAGUAUGAAGUGAACAAAUGUAAUGCCACUGUCAUUGUGAGAAAAAUAAAUGUAACAUGUGGUUAUGCCUAAAGGGCGAUUUUCUUUUAUAAACGUGGAUUAUAAUAUAGGUUUUUAAUAAUUGUUGUUAUUUUUCUAUGUAAUGUCUUUGUUGUUAUAUGGAGAAUCAAGUAAAGCCGUCCUAGCAUCAGUCACCAUUUAAACACAUUUGUAAGAUACGGAGGUCAAUAAAUCAACUCAAGUGUAUAUGUGUCUGUUGGACUGUAGUAUUAUUUUAAAAAUAAAAAUGUAACAGCUG